Molecule: messenger RNA, 2772 nt
Organism: Diospyros lotus (date-plum)
Lineage: Eukaryota; Viridiplantae; Streptophyta; Magnoliopsida; Ericales; Ebenaceae
Product: TORTIFOLIA1-like protein 3
Exons: 5
Coding region: 175-2115 (646 amino acids)
Cellular component (GO): microtubule
Molecular function (GO): microtubule binding
Source: RefSeq, a predicted model, not a curated record
AAGGAGGGAGAGAGCAAAGCACCUGACAAAGCUGAACCCACACCGCCACGGGAACUGGCAAACGCCACCGCCUGCACCUCUCCGUUUACUUUUCCGGCGAUGUUACCGGAAGCGCUGGCGGCGAUACCACCACCAUAAUCUGACUGACUCGUAGAGCAUUGCGAAGCACCGGUAAUGGCCAUGGCGAUCGCGAAGUCUCAAUCGGCGGCGACGCGUGACCUGAAGCACAGAGUUCUCGAAUGCCUGAAGAAGCUCUCCGAUCGCGACACUCACUCCUCCGCGGCGACGGAGCUCGAGUCCGUUGCUAGGUCUCUCGCUCACGACUCGAUUCCACCGUUCCUCUCCUCCAUCUCCGCCACCGAUUCUUCCGAUAAGUCGCCGGUAAGGCGGCAAUGCGUGAAACUUAUAUCUCUUCUCUCCGAAGCCCAUGGGGAUGCGCUUUCUCCGUAUCUGUCCAAGCUUCUGACGGCCGUCGUCCGCCGCUUCCGCGAUUCCGACUCGACCGUCCGGUCAGCCUGUAUCGCCGCCAUCGCCUCCAUUUCCUCGCACAUUACCAAACCGCCGUUCACUUCGAUCGCGAAGCCCUUGAUCGAGGCUCUGGUCACCGAGCAGGACCAGAAUUCUCAGAUCGGCGCGGCUCUGUGCCUGGCUUCGGCCAUCGACGCCGCGCCUGAUCCAAAUCCUCUCUACUUGAAGAAGCUGUUGCCGCGUCUCGAGAGGUUGCUCAAAUGUGACAGUUUCAAGGCUAAGCCCGCGCUGUUAACGCUUUUUACCAGCGUGAUCGGAGCUGGCGCAGCUUCGAGUCACCAGAUAGUGAAAAAUUUAGUGCCGUGUUUGGUUGUGUUCUUAGGCAGCGAGGAUUGGGCUGCUCGGAAAGCCGCCGCGGAGGCGUUGAUGACGUUGGCCGCUGUAGAGACGAAUGCUUUGCUGGAGUUCAAGGCAGCGUGUUUGAAGACAUUCGAGGCGAAAAAAUUCGAUAAGGUGAAGAUUGUGAGGGAGACUAUGAAUCAAUUGGUGGAGACUUGGAAAGAGAUUCCUGAUACUUCGGAUGAGGUGCCACCUCCUCUUGAACCACAAUCAUCAUCCAAAGAGGAUGCUAGUGAUGGUCGAUACCCACCGGGAUCCAGAACAUCCCCCAUGGCUACUUCUGGAGCUCCUCAAAUAAGGAGGAAAAGCAUACCAGAUAACAGGUCAUCUUUACCAGAUGAUUCAGUUGUAACUACUGCCCAGAAGAGAAUUCCUCUAGACGGUAGUCAUAAGAAAUUAGGUCCAGCAAUGUUCCAAAAACUGGAUCGGAAAAAGCCCGCUGGUGUAAAAAUUGAAGUUGCCACCCCUGAUGCUCCCUCCAUGACAGCUGUUUUUGAGGAAGAUGCUGGUAGCAGAGAUGAGAAAGGCUUUGAGAAACCAGAGAAAGUGAGAAGUAAAUUUACAAAGGCAGAAAUAAGACGUGCUCUCUUCAACAAAAAUGCUGACGAGAAUAUGCUGAAAUUUGGUGGUGCAAGAGCUGGAUCUCGUGUGGUGCCAUGUCAUGAUGAGAUCUCAGAAUCCACUGUGGUAGUCAGCAACAAUACUGAGGAUAUACACCAAGACCAGAAAGAGAUGGAGGAUCUUUCAUUGAUCCGGAAGCAGCUUGUUCAUAUUGAAAAUCAGCAAUCCAGUUUAUUAGAUCUUCUCCAGAAAUUCAUUGGGAGCUCACAAAAUGGAAUGCGGUCUCUGGAGACACGUGUGCAUGGAUUGGAGCUAGCACUGGACGAGAUCUCCUACGACUUGGCUCUGUCCGCUGGAAGGAUGUCGAACACUAACUCUGAAGGAACCACAUGUUGUAAGUUACCUGGUGCUGAGUUUCUGUCUUCCAAGUUCUGGAAGAAAGCAGAACCCCGCCAGUCAAUCUCUCAUUUCUAUGCCUCUGGAGGGGCACCACCAAUGCCUGCCAUGCGAAACACAACCAAUCGGAAUAGCAAUGCUGAAAUAUUUAGUCUAGAGAACAGAAGAUUUCGGCUGCAAGGCACUGGUGGGUUCAUUGUGAAUCCUCUGGCUGAGAUUCACGGUGGUUCCAACGGGAUGUCUCAGGAUUCCUCAAAUAGAGUCUUAAAGAAUGCUCAAGAUGCCAUAUGACUUGCCGUAGCAUAUAACGGGCAAGUUUCUUCAUCAGGCGACCCCGCGCUGGCAGAGAGAUUGAGGUUUCACCCACCCAUUUAGCUGUGUGCAGCUGAAGAAGAUACAACCUAGCUAGCUAGUAAUAUUCGUAUUUGGAAAAUACUACGUACAGAAAGGAAGCUGUUGUUUUACUCUUUUGUCCACUGAAGCUGAGCAUUGGAUUUUCUAGCUAUAAAAGAUGGGGGAUAUACUUGAAGAAAAAGGGGAAGGCGGCAAUGGAAUGAAUGUCUUUGACAUAAAGCUUCUUCCCCUUGUUGUAUAGAGAGGAGAGGAGAUGAGAGGAGAGAAGGAAUCAUUUCUUUUUUUCUUUUUGGUCUUUUGAUUGUCUUUGCAUUCUUUGCUGUUGUGGAUCAUCAAAUCCUAAUGCUUAUUACUUGGGGAGUUGGAAAUGAUGGAGGCGGAUGGGGGGGCUGUGGUUGGUGUGAUGGGUGUGAUUAUAAUGCAAAGAAGGGAAGGGAAGAAGAAGAAGAAGAAUAAGAAUAAGAAGAAGAAAUGCUUUUACUCGAAGUAAAGGUAUCAAAAGUUGCAGUGCACGCCUCCACCCGGCCUUUGCUUUUUCUUGGGAGUCUUCUGGUUGAAAAGGGCUAUUAUGGUAACUCAUCAUCUUUUCAAGCA